AAUUUAUUUUGGCCAAAUCCUAACUUCUUUUUUUUUUCCUCUUUUAAAGCCGUCCCCUCUCUUCUCUGUACUCGAAACCCUAGUAGUGUGCUCUAUCCGAUUUUAGGGUUUAAGAGUCAAAUCAUUAGCAUCUAGCUUUGCCUACGCGGAUCGCACUUGGUUUCGCUACUCGAUCCUUGAAUUUCUCUGUUUUUGUGUGUUUCGAUUUAUCCGAUUCGCCUUUGAUCCGUAAUGGUGACUGGGUCCAGAACUAGCGGUAAUCGUGGGGUAGGACUCGAUGAUGAAUCGAAAAAGAUGAUUCAAUCGAUUAAGGAAAUUGUGGGUAAUCACUCAGAUGCUGAUAUUUACACUGCCUUAAAAGAAGCUAACAUGGACGCUGACGAGGCUGUGCAGAAGCUGAUUCAUCAAGAUCCAUUCCACGAGGUGAAGAGAAAAAGAGACAGGAAAAAAGAGGGUACAGUAUUUGUUGAGCCUGCAAACGUAAAGAAACCUCUUGAAAAUGUUACCAGUGAAGUGAAGGUUCGUACACAGCCUGAACAUAAUGUUCGGAGAGGAGGCUACAGUAGGAAUUUCUUCCCCAGGAACGCCGCUGCUCAACGAAAUGCAUCUCCUAGAAAUCCUGCUGCUGGAUCCAACAGAGAGUUUCGCGUUGUUAGGGACAACAGGUCUAAUCCAAAUGUCAAUGAACAGUUGAAGCAUUCUUCUGCCCAGUCCUCUGGAUCAAAUAUUAACAAAGUGGUGGCCACUGUGAACAAAAAGGGCUCAAGAGGUGGUUUGGGAAAUCAUAGCUCUUCAGGGGCUCAAGAUUCUACUGACGAUUGUAAUGCUCCAGCAGAUGGCAGGCUCAGACAGGCUGAAAUUGCUCCUUUGCACCGUCCUAUCAGUAAAGAACUCCGUGGAGUUACUUUGCCAUCAACCAAUUCAGUUCUUGGUGUAUCGUCUUCCACAGAUCCAGUUCAUGUACCAUCUCCUGUUUCUAGAUCAUCACCCGUGGGAGCUAUUAAACGUGAAGUAAGGGGUGGAGGUUUAGGUGGAAAACCUUCUGAUAAUGUUGGUAAAGCUCCAUCUGUGCCCUCUUUUUCAGGGUCCUCUAUUAGAAAAAGUGGACCUAUAAAUGCACAUCGACCAUCACCAUCUUCCCCAACUUCAAAUAUUGAUCACAGUCGAAUUACUGCACGAGAGUCUGUUAUGCCCAGUGGUGUGGAAAAGAAUAGGUCAUUUUUGAACAGACAGCGUGGGAAUAGAGGAAGUCAAUAUGCUAGAACACAACAACAAGUUGGUGGCCAUACAAAGGGAGCCUCACAGCACAAGGAGUGGAAGCCUAAAUCAAAUCAGAAACCUGUUGGACAUAACCCUGGAGUAAUUGGAACACCUACAAAGUCUCAAGGUCGUAGUCCUGCUAAUAAUUCCAUAAAUGUGGAAUCAGAAGCCGUUAAGGCACACGAUAAGCUUCCGAAUGUUCAUAUAAGUGAAAGUCAGAAUGUCAUCAUCGCAGAUCAUAUUCGUGUCCCGGAAACUGACCGCUGUCAGCUUACUUUUGGUAGCUUUGUUCAAGAGGUUAAUUCUUCAAGUAAUUCAACAUCUGCUUUCCAAGAAUCAUGGUCUUCAGAAGAACUUAGAGAAUCUGAUCGUAGUUCGCCAGUUACUUGUCCUGAGGCUUUAACAGAUGGUCCAGGCGUUCAGCCUAUCAAUAAUAUUGAUGAUCAUGUCAGAAUUUCUGGAUCUGACUCACCCGUCUCAGCAGUAUCUGAGCCACAGUUGCCCGAACAGAAAGAAACUCAUAGAUCUGACAAUUUGGAUGAUUACUCGGGAAUUCAAUUACUCAAUAGGAAUGGUCCACCUUAUACUCCUUUAGAGUUUGAACAGCAGCAAGAUCUUCCCGAGUUGCAAAAAAUUUCUCAGGCUUAUGACAACCAUGGUAGUUAUGAAUUUCCGUAUUUUAUACCUGCAAUGGAUGAAACCGUACGAGUUCAAGGAUUACCAUCUCCACAGGAGCAGGGAUUCAGUACUCACAUGGUAAAUAAUACCCCUCCAUCCACUAUUCCCAUGUUGCAGCAACAACAACAGGCAUCAAUGCAACAGAUGUAUCCGCAGGUCCAUGUUUCACAUUUUCCCAAUCUCAUGCCUUAUCGUCAAUUCCUCUCCCCAGUCUAUGUUCCCCAAAUGCCCAUGCCAGGCUACUCAGGUAACCCAGCAGCAUAUGCACACCCUUCAAAUGGCAAUAGCUAUGUGCUGAUGCCUGGAGGCGGUUCUCAUCUCGGUUCAAAUGGUGUCAAGUAUGGAAUCCAUCAGCAAUAUAAACCAGUUCCAACUGGUGGACCUACGGGUUUUGGGACUUACAACAAUCCUAAUGGGUAUCCAAUUAAUCCUCCCAAUGUUGUUGGAAACGCUACGGGACUGGAAGAUCCAUCUCGCAUGAAAUACAAAGAUGUAAAUAUUUACGUUCCAAAUCCUCAGGCUGAGACUUCUGAGAUUUGGAUGCAAAAUCCAAGAGAUCUUUCAAGCCUUCAGUCUCCAUAUUACAAUGUAGCUGGACAAUCGCCUCAUGGCACUUAUUUAUCGUCCCAUACAGCACACCAAUCGUUCAACCCUGCUGCGCAAUCAUCUCACAUGCAGUUCCAGGGUCUCUUCCACCCACCACAGCCUGGCACAAUGGCGAAUCCGCACCACAUGGGACCUGGCCUUGGUGGUAAUGUUGGAGUCGGGGUUGUGCCCUCUCCUCCUCCGUCUCAAGUUGGUACCUAUCAACAAUCACAACUUGGUCAUCCGAAUUGGCCAGCAAACUUCUGAACAAAAUCUAACCUUUGUCUUCUUGUCUAAUGGAUUAUAUAAUAGCCAAAAGCAAAUAUUUUGAUUCUCCUUAUGAAACGCCCAAACUCUGUUUUGAAUUAAUCUUAUUUAUUCAAUGCAUAAAAUGUUCCCAGCUCU
Messenger RNA from Arabidopsis lyrata subsp. lyrata, 2928 nucleotides. RefSeq lists its product as uncharacterized. Bases 232 to 2790 code for a protein of 852 amino acids. Gene Ontology annotation, molecular function: protein binding. The record is from RefSeq and is a predicted model, not a curated record. NCBI's taxonomy places the organism in Eukaryota, Viridiplantae, Streptophyta, Magnoliopsida, Brassicales, Brassicaceae. The transcript is spliced from 10 exons.